This is a messenger RNA of Wyeomyia smithii (pitcher-plant mosquito), 3721 nucleotides long. Its product is annotated as WD repeat domain phosphoinositide-interacting protein 2-like. The coding region runs from base 620 to 2029 and encodes 469 amino acids. Gene Ontology annotation, biological process: nucleophagy; protein localization to phagophore assembly site; protein lipidation. Lineage: Eukaryota; Metazoa; Arthropoda; Insecta; Diptera; Culicidae. The record is from RefSeq and is a predicted model, not a curated record. Gene Ontology annotation, molecular function: phosphatidylinositol-3-phosphate binding; phosphatidylinositol-3,5-bisphosphate binding; protein binding. The transcript is spliced from 5 exons. Gene Ontology annotation, cellular component: phagophore assembly site membrane; extrinsic component of membrane; cytosol.
UCAGCUGAAAACGCUAUUAACCAGUCACAGAGGCAAACAAACUCCGAAGCUUGAGCUUGAUGCUCAGUCUGAAAGGAAAAUUCAUGUGAAAAGGAUCCUCCGCCGUCUCCUUUGUGCAUAUUUUUAGCCAGCCUAUAUAUUACCAGCAAGGAGUAUCUCUCAGCUAGGUAGCAAACAUAGCAGUGCAGAGAACUUUGUUAUUUUCGUGAAUUGUGCAAUUUUCAUCUGAUUUUCUUCGCACUCCCGCCAAGAAAGUCUCAACAUAGUGUGCAAUUUUUUUUAUCGAUUGUUUAAUUUGGAACAUUCAAGAACUGUUGUGAAUAAUUCCUUUCGGACUCAUUGACAAAGUGAACGAAAUCAAGCCAUAUUAGCAACCAACAGUUUUUCUUUUCACAAGUGAAAAAGAAAAACUUAUAUAAAAGCCAAAAACAGACCCAAUCAAGCAAGUUCUAACAGUGUGUGCAAAGUUUUAACCUUCGAUUCCAACAAUUUGUGAAAAUUUUCUACUAACAAACAAGAAGAGAAAACUCAUCCCACAGUGUGAAAAACUAGUCUGAACGUGAAGAAAAAAGAGUAAUCCUCUCAAAUUUACCCUCGCGUCCGCGCAAAGUUCGCUUAAAUGAGUGAUACAAAUCAGAAAUGUUUUGGCAAAUCUGGUGGAUUCUCUAUAAAGUUUAAUCAGGACUAUACAUCACUGUCUGUCGUAUCCAAGCAGGGAUACCGGUUGUUUUCGCUUUCAUCCGUUGAUCGUGUCGACGAAAUCUUCUGUAGCCAUGACGAGGAUACAAAGAUCGCUGAGAGGUUGUUCAGCAGCAGCUUGGUCGCGGUCGUUACCGCAAGUGAGCCGCACAAACUUAAGGUGUGUCACUUUAAGAAAGGGACGGAGAUCUGCAACUACAGCUACCCGUCGGAUAUCCUGUCGGUGAAAUUAAACCGAUCCAGGUUGGUUGUAUGCCUAGUGGACAGUAUUUAUAUUCAUAAUAUCCGUGAUAUGAGACUGCUACAUUCCAUCAAGAACAUGUCGAACAAUCCGGCCGGUUUGUGUACGCUUUCGCUCUCGUCGCAUUUGGCGUAUCCGAUCUCAACAGCUGCUGGCGAAUUGCAAAUCUUCGACGCCGGUAAUUUAACCUCCCGGUUGAAGGUCAAGGCGCAUGAUUCGCCGCUGUUGGCAAUGAAUUUCUCCUUCAACGGAACACUGUUGGCGACGGCUUCGGAGAAAGGAACCGUCAUUCGUGUGUUCUGUGUGAAGAAUGGUCAGAAGGUGCAUGAAUUCCGACGCGGAUUGAAGCGCCAUGUCAGCAUCGGAUCGCUGAAUUUCAGCAUCUGUGCAAGCUACGUGGUUGCUAGCUCUAACACGGAAACCGUACACAUCUUCAGAAUCGAUCCGAAAUCAAUCGAGCAAGCGGAACGCCGCAAUUGCAUCGAUAGCGGAUCGGCUACGAGCAAUAAUAACGAAGGUGAAACCGACAAAUCCGAUAGUGAUAAAUCGGACGAUGCCGCAAACGGUAGCUGGGGGAUGAGUUUCAUCACUAAAGCCGUCACGGCGUACUUCCCGACCAACGUGGUUACGGAUGUUUUCUCGCAGGAUCGAGCUUACGCUACGGUACAGCUAGCCGAAGCAGGACUUCGCUACGAAUGCGUGAUCGCCAAGGUGGAGAAGGAGACACGACUGCUGUUGGCAUGCGAGGACGGGUUCCUCUACAUGUACGACUUUGACGACUCGAAGGGCGGCGAGUGCAAGCUAAUCCGGGCGCAUGAUUUGCGCUUACCACUGCACGAUAUCACCGAAGUCGACAUCGGUGGCAACGAGAACGACACCUCGGUGCUGAAUGUGAAGAUGACCGCAUCGAUGAUACCCGCCCCGGGUACAUACGCCGGGGUCCUCAAGGGACGUCCCGGAGACAAGAUGUCCGUAGACUCGGACCGCUGCCGGGAUUUGUGCGAAGCCGUCGAGUAUCCGAUCAAGAGCACGAUUCCGUUGUUCGAUGAAAUUCAGUUUCCACCCGUAACCCCGAUCACCGUCGAAUGACUAUCGAGCGACGUCAAGACGCCCAAAAUCAGUUCUCUCGGCAAUGGAGGCCGGAAGCGACACGGUAAACAUUAGGCCGUGUUCUCCGGAAAAACUACAUUUUCGAAAUCACAAGAACAGAUCAAUCGUUUGGAAAAUUUGGACAAGUUGUGUGUGGACCCCGUUCUUCUCCCAGUCCAGCAAUGUCCCUCUUCGUGUUUAAUUUUAUUCUUCGUUCUUUUUUUUUUCAUGUACAGUUUUUGAGAUGUGUAUCUCUCUGUUAUUUGCGUUUCGCGAUCAUACAUUUUGUCUGUUAAGAUACCGUUUAUCUUGUGUCUGCUAGUUUUAAGUCUUUCUUAAUAAUAAAUUGACGCAUGUUUCUACGCAAUAAACACCGCCUUCACAGCGAACUAAAAAUAUGAGUGAAAACGUAGAUUUCCUAUGUAAUCUUUAUAGAUUGCCGAAUGCAUUUCUCUAAAUUUCACACUUCUCGUUUUUGGCUACGAUUCCGCCAGCUGUUUUUAAAAAACGUUAUCGCGCAGCACCGUCGGAUCAAAACAUCCAGUUUGAUAUCAGUAACCGCACUAACACCUAUUUCUAACAUUUUUUACGUUUUUCCUUUCGUAAUGAAAUACAAAACAAAAACAAAACGAGCGACAAAAAAAGUUUACAGGAAAAGAUUUAGCUACUGCCAUAGAGAAACCUUGGAGCAGCAAGCUUGUAGCUAUUAAAGAAAAACCCGUAAAAAGAAUACCAAAAACAGUAUAAAACUUUAUGUAAAAAAAUACAAAAAUACUCAUUGUUAAGUUAAACUUAAGUUUCAGAUGUAAAAUAUACGGAGAGAUGAAAAAUAUAUUUUCUUAUUUAUUAUUUGUUUGAAUUUGUAUAUACCUGAUGUUUAUUUUCCUUCGGUACAACACAGAUAGUGCGCUUUAUAUUUUGAACAUCACCCUAUAACGAAUGAUUUAAAGAACACAGUUGAACACAAACAAAAUCUGGCCAAUUAACCCAGAUAACUGAAGGUGGUAAGUGGUAAUCCAUCCCAAUGUAUGUAACAAUAGAAUACAACAAAACGGAAAACAAAAAAUAAAAUAUUUGAUUACAAAUAAUCUAAUUGAAUCUUUUAUAGAGACAUGAACAGAAAAAAAACACAAACACGAAAUAAUUUAACGGUCUGUAGCGGCUUAGUACAACUAUUUCUUCUUUUACAAUCUGAUAGUAGAGAUAACUAACAAAGUAAGGUCCAAUUAUUGUCUUCUGCAAUAUGUUACAGUUCUGAAAAAAACAUACGCCCACGUGCUUAACACAACAUACACUGUUAAAAACGUUACAAAUCUCUUGUUACACGCGAUCUAUCGGAGAGUAACGUACAAUUAUGCAAGUGCAAAAGGAAACGAGCGGCUGGAAGAACCUGACUGUUACAGAAAAGAAAACCAAUACAAAUAAUCAAAUCAUGCUUCAAAGAAAUAAAGAGACGACAGAAAAAAAAGUUGAGGGAACACCCACUAAGACGAAAAAUGACUACCGUUCUAUACCAUGUAGAUUACAGCGUGAAGUGAACUAUAAAAAACGCUGAGAAGAACCGUUUCAACGUGUAUAGAAAACGAUACAGAUCAUGUAUUUUCAGAGUUUCCGUAAAAGAAAAAAGUAAUGAAAAAAAAACAAUAAACAAAAGUUUAUGAAAUAAAUUCAUAUACCUGAAAUCCCACACAA